AUGGCGGUGGCAGAUGUGAAGUUAAAUUCACCAACUCAAACAAACAGUCAAAGUGUUAUUGUCAAUGUCAAAGAAAGAGAUGUUGAAGUGGGGAAACCAUACGAAGACGAAGAUGGUAUAACAAUUGUUCCUGUAAAAGAACAACCAACAUAUCCUGAAGUUAGCAGAGACUUAAGUUCUGUUGCAGAUAUUCGAAAUGACUACCAACAACUUAAAGACAAACUUCAAACUCAGGAGAAGAUUUGUCAAGCUUUAGGUAUAAUGUUAAACUUGGUUGAGCACAACCCUGUAAAAGUGAACUCAUAUGUCAUUGCACCUCAUGAA
Trichomonas vaginalis G3 is the source of this 324-nucleotide messenger RNA. RefSeq names its product protein of unknown function, DUF4106 family. The annotation marks the transcript as partial. The record is from RefSeq and is a predicted model, not a curated record. The transcript has a single exon. NCBI's taxonomy places the organism in Eukaryota, Parabasalia, Trichomonadida, Trichomonadidae.